AUGGGCAAUAAUCGGUGUUGCUGUUCGUCGUUGCCAUGCAACCUGUGUUCCUUUUUGACAUCUCCCGUAUCUUCCUUUCGCAAUCAGGUUUCCCAACAACGCAAUUCAUCGGAACAAGAUCAGUUGGCCAAUGACUUGCUAGAACAAGGAGAGCAAGAUGCCUCUACGACGGGUGGUCCUCUAAUGGAAAUGGCCGUUGGCUUUGCGGCCAAGAUUUUGCCGUGUUCCGAAGCCGUAUUGUCGCGACUCAUUUGGGUGUUGCUAUGGAGCUGGAAGGCAGCCCCCGUGGCGCUCUACGAAUCGCUGGAACUCGACAAAAUUAAGCAGUCCAUGAUGACAACCAACAACAAAUCACAGAAGAAUGAUAAAGACGAAGAUGAAGCCACAACGGCCGGCUGCAGUUGCGGUGCCGAGUAUUUCCAAAAAUGGUGGCAAAAAUUUGUUGCGAUUCCCGUGGCCAUGGGAUUUUACUACUUUCUCUACGAUUAUGUCGCACAGCCACUCUUGAAUGAAGCCGGCUGCUGUGGAAGUGACUCUGUGACGCAAGUGGUGGCCAUUUCGCUGUUGGUAUUGCACUUUCUUUCCGGUCUAUCCAUUCAUUUGUACCAAAAACAAAAAGCUGAACAAGAUUGCCAAGAAACUGCCAACAACAACAACAACAACAAAAACGACGUCGAAUUGUCGCAGCAGUCCAGCAACAACAGUGACUAUGCCAAGGCUGUGGCCAACGCUUCCGCUCCACCCGAACCUACCGGUGACUGGAUCAUGCUACAAGAUGGCAACAACAAUAAUAACAAUGGUGCAACCAACACAACCUCCCCUCCAACAACCGCCACUGCGACAACUAGUGCGGCUCCCGUGGCUGACAACAACACGUCCACCACCCCCAAGAAACGGAAAUUCUGGCCCUUUGGAAAAAAGAAAAAAGCACAAAAUUUGGUCGACUCGAAACAACCGCAAGCAGCCAUUGUGUAG
This is a messenger RNA of Seminavis robusta, 975 nucleotides long. The record is from the annotation of a GenBank genome assembly. Lineage: Eukaryota; Bacillariophyta; Bacillariophyceae; Naviculales; Naviculaceae.